Molecule: messenger RNA, 2287 nt
Organism: Panonychus citri (citrus red mite)
Lineage: Eukaryota; Metazoa; Arthropoda; Arachnida; Trombidiformes; Tetranychidae
Gene: IntS9
Product: integrator complex subunit 9-like
Exons: 6
Coding region: 201-2174 (657 amino acids)
Biological process (GO): snRNA processing
Cellular component (GO): integrator complex
Source: RefSeq, a predicted model, not a curated record
GCCAAAAAAUUAACUCUAAUUGUCACAUUAAUUAUGUCAUAAUUUCAUCUAUUUCUUAAUCAAUUAACCUUUUAAUGUGAUUGAAUUUCACAAGAAUCUCUAUAGAAUCAAUUUUCGGUAAGUUUCGCGAGUGUCAUCAACUUUUUCCCUUGAUUAUCAUAAGCCGUCAUUUUAAAAACCGUUAUUGAACCUGUUGCAUUAUGAAACUGAUUUCUUUGAAUGAUAAUGUUAACAAACCAUGUAAUUUGGUACAAUUUAAAGACACCCUGAUGAUGUUUGAUAGUGGUUUAGAUGCAUUAUCAACUUUGGGCUUCAUUCCAUUACCUUUGGUUACAUCUAAUCAUUUAUCUUCACUUCCAAAUUGGACACCGAGUAAUAAUCAAGAUGCUCAAUUAGAAUCAGAGUUAAAGGAGUGUUGUGGAAAAGUAUUUGUGGACAGUUCACCUGAAUUCUGUUGUCCAGAGUUUUCUACAAUCAAUUUUAAACAUGUCGAUGUUAUUUUUGUAUCUAACUACCUUUGUAUGUUAGGAUUACCUUAUAUAACUGAACGAACUGACUUUGAAGGUGUUGUUUAUGCCACUGAACCUACAAUUCAAAUUGGACGUCAAUUCAUGGAGGAAAUAAUUUUUUAUAUUGAAAGAACACCUAAAGUUAAAUGUGCAUCAAAGUGGAAGGACAAAUCAAUCUAUGGAAAUAUUCCUUUACCUGUUAAUUUAGCCUCAUUACCACCUCAUCUAUGGCGACAAAUAUAUACUAGCAAGGAAUUAAAUAAUAGCUUCUCGAAAGUAAAAGUGAUUGGAUUUGGUGAGAAAGUUGAUAUUUUCGGUGCUUUCGAGAUCAGUGCUCAUUCAUCAGGUUAUUGUAUUGGAUCGUGUAAUUGGUUGAUUGAAACCGCUCAUGAAAAAAUUGUUUAUCUCUCAAGUACAUCAACCCUCACCACCCACCCGAAGCCAAUUGAUUACGGACCAUUUAGAAAAGCCGAUGUCAUGAUUGUUACCAAUCUCACACAAACACCAACCUGUAAUCCGGAUAACAUGUUAACCGAACUUUGUGUUCGUGUAACCACCGCUUUGGCCACCGGCGGAAAUGUCUUAAUUCCCUGUUAUCCAUCAGGAGUAAUUUAUGAUCUCUUUGAAUGUCUCAUCCCCCAUUUAGACAAUUCUGGAUAUGCAACGACUCCCGUUUACUUUGUUUCUCCAGUUGCCGAUCAAUCACUUGCUUACUCUAACAUUCUUGCCGAAUGGUUGACAACCAAUAAACAAUCAAGAGUUUAUCUUCCCGAAGAGCCUUUUGGUCACUCAUAUCUAGUUCGAUCGGGUCGACUUAAACACUACCAAGGUAUUCAUGUGGACGCUUUUAGUAACGAUUAUAAAAGUCCUUGUAUUGUUUUCACCGGUCAUCCCUCUCUCAGAUUUGGUGAUGUCGUUCAUUUUAUUGAACUUUGGAAAUCAUCACCAAACAAUUUGAUCGUCUUCACCGAGCCCGAUUUCCCCUGUGCUGAUGCCUUAGCACCUUAUCAUCCUGUCGCUAUGAGAGUAGUCCAGUGUCCAAUUGACACUUCUCUCAAUUUUUUCCAAGUAAACAAACUAUUACGUGAACUUAAACCAACAAAUGUACUUGUAUCAGAAAAAUAUACUAGCCCACCGCCCUUGUUACAACAUAAAACUGACCUGGUUAUCGAUGCUGGACCAGAAACCGAGAUGAUUACUUAUAAACGAAACGAGACAAUUCAAGUUAAAUUAAAUCGUAAAUUUGAACGAGCUGCUAUCGACAGUGAACUAGCAUCAAGUUUGAAUCCAGUUGAACUGAAAUCUGGAAUCUCAGUGGCCACUGUUACAGGAACAUUGAUUGCAAAGGAUAAUAAAUUUAAACUGAAAUCAGUUUCAACAAAUGAAUUAAAUGAAAUACGACGAAACAAUCAAGGACAAUCAAUCCCACCUCAAUUUUACACCUAUGGAACAUUAGAUUUACCAAUGUUCAUGCAACUACUUGGAAACGCGGGCAUUUACGAUGCAAGUAUUGAACAAACACCGAGUGGUUGUAUCGUUCAACUUAGAAGCGAAGAAGCCUUUGUAACCAUUGAUGAUUCUCUGACCCAUAUUGUUUGUGAUGCCAAUGAUUCACUUCGUAUUUUAUUAAAAGAUUUGGUAUCUAAAUGUUUAAAGAAAAUUUAAACAAUCAAGCAAAUGAUGGAUAAUUUUGUUAAAUACUCUGUGUACAAUUGAUUGUAUAUUUUUUAAAAAUUCAAUUCAAGAUAAACUGGCAAUGAUUGUUUUCCAUGUAACAA